Messenger RNA from Ostrea edulis (European flat oyster), 1323 nucleotides. RefSeq lists its product as uncharacterized. NCBI's taxonomy places the organism in Eukaryota, Metazoa, Mollusca, Bivalvia, Ostreida, Ostreidae. The transcript has a single exon. The annotation marks the transcript as partial. Gene Ontology annotation, biological process: negative regulation of translation; protein polyubiquitination; proteasome-mediated ubiquitin-dependent protein catabolic process. Gene Ontology annotation, molecular function: ubiquitin protein ligase activity; translation repressor activity. The record is from RefSeq and is a predicted model, not a curated record.
AAGGAGCACGAAUCACUACUCCAGAAACAGAAGAGAGAAUUAGAAGAAAUUUUAGUAAAAGCUGAUGAAAUGAAUGCCACGACAAGGAAACUGAAAAAAUCACAGAAUGUACUGAAAUUAAAGAAACUCGUCGCAAUAAUUAAAAAUCAGGAAACUCCCUCGGAGAUUACACAGUACUCAUUUCCGGUGUUUUGCAAAUGCGAAAUUGACGACAACUAUUUGAAACUUAAUUUUGGAUAUAUUGAAAAUGUACAAGAAAGAAAGAUUUUCCUGCCGAAAUUGAUAUCUGUAGAUGCUGUGAUUUCGAAGCAAAAAAUAUUAGAGGUGCCGAAAGUUGUCACAGCUAUAGACACAGGGUUUCCUGCUGGUGAAAAUAACAAUCGUCUAUACGGUAUUGCUGUCAUUGAUGAUAACAUAGUGUGGAUUGGAGGAACAAGUACAGACCUCAAGUUGUUUGAUUUCCAGGGAAACCGACAGGACACUGUCUCCAUCACAACACAUGGCAUGUACUUAACUGUAUACAACAAACACGUGAUUUAUACUACACAGAGCAGCAAUACUGUGUGUAGAGUAGCCGAGGAUAAAACAAUCCAGACGAUGUUUACAACCGGGGAGUGGAGACCACGCGGUAUCACGAGUACCGCGUCAGAUGACCUGCUAGUCUGUCUCCGGAAGGACGACCAGUACAAAGUCGUGCGAUACUGCAGUAUCGGUACCGUACUCCAGGAAAUUCAGUACGACUCACAGGGCCAGCCUCUGUACCAAGAUACAACUUACAUCACUGAGAAUGUCAACGGGGACAUCAUCAUAACAGACUGGAAGAAAAACGCCGUCAUUGCUGUCGAUAGAUUCGGAAUAUUUCGGUUUUCUUACUCUGGGAGGGACACGUCAUUUACUGUGAGCGCCGUCACUUCUGAUCCUGCCGGUCACGUUAUCGUUACUGACUCAAAUGGCGACAAGAUCCACAUGUUGGACAGGGACGGGCGAUUCCUGAGGUACAUCAUUCCCAACAAAGGGAUUAAUAAACCACGCGCCGUGUGUAUCGUCGGUGACGGGGAGAUAUUUGUUGGGGAGCAGAAUACCGGUGUAGCUAAAAGAAUCAAAUAUGUGGAGUAAUACACAGAAUCAAUUGUUUUCUUUGGAACCAGGUUCCCAUAGUGUCUGUAUGAUGUGUAAUAUAUCAAAUGUUGAUUCUGAUUUUCGUGCAAUAUGCUAAGAGGCAAAUAAUCCAAUUUGUAGGAUUUAAAAAAAACUCAUAUGAACAAAAGUGGGCUUUUCUGAUCACCUGCUAUCAACAUAUGUCUGUCUUGUUGUGCAUCUGUA